Molecule: messenger RNA, 5489 nt
Organism: Apodemus sylvaticus (European woodmouse)
Lineage: Eukaryota; Metazoa; Chordata; Mammalia; Rodentia; Muridae
Gene: Pnpla8
Product: patatin like phospholipase domain containing 8
Exons: 11
Coding region: 317-2641 (774 amino acids)
Biological process (GO): arachidonate metabolic process
Cellular component (GO): membrane
Source: RefSeq, a predicted model, not a curated record
GGGGCGCAGCGGAGGGUGGUGCUAGUGACACCAGUGUUUGGGGUCCGGGCGCCGCAGCUGCUAGAAGCCGGGCGGGCUAAUGCGGACCUCCGCGCUGGCGGGAGGCGAGUGGCGGCCGCGGCGCCCGUGACGACUGCCUGCGUCCCGGCUGCUUAUAACCAUGAAGUUCAUACUAGCCUUGAAUUUGUGAUCUUCUUGUCUAAACCUUCUGAAAGUUGAGAUCGCAUGUAAGACCGUGAAUUAUGGAAUUUCUUACAUGACACAUUCAGGAGUGGAAUGAGAGAAUGUCACAUAGAAAAUAAAUGAUUUUUAAGUUAUGUCUAUUAAUUUGACUCUAGAUAUAUAUAUUUACUUCCUUAAUAAUGCAAGAAGUCUUUGUGGGAAACAGAGAAGCAAACAGUUGCAUUUUGUGUGUUCUAAACAGUAUUGGCGCAUGAACCAUGUCAUUGUGCACAGAGAGUUUCACACAAGUAAGAAAAGCUGUAAAUGGAACAGAAGUGAAGUGCAUUGCAGCAAACACUGGCACUCUCCAAGCAACCAUGGUUUACAUAUUGGAAUUGUGAAACUUAGCACUUCUGCUCCCAAGGGACUUACAAAAGUGAGCAUUCAUAUGUCCCGUAUUAAAAGUACUUGGAAUUCAGUUUCAAAGGCUAUUUUUGGCAGUCAAAAUGAAAUGGUUUCACGAUUAGCUCAAUUUAAGCCAAGUUCUCGAAUAUUAAGAAAAGUAUCAGAUAGGGAAUGGUUAAAACAAAAAAAUGUUAAGCAAGCAAUUGAAUCUCUGAAAAAUUAUAGUGAUAAAUCAGCAGAAAAGAAUUCUUUUGCAGAACAGAAAAGUUACUUUGCAGAUAAAGAAGAAGAUUCAGGUAAACACAGCCUUUUCCACUACACAUACGGUAUAACCACCAGAUUUGGAGAGUCAUUCUACUUUUUAGCAAAUCAUAUUAAUUCAUAUUUCAAAAGCAAGGAAAAAAUGUCUCAAACAAAGGAAGAUAAACAGCCUCAGGACAAACCAGGCCUUGAAGAAAGGAAAUCCAGUUCUCCUGACCCUGACAUCUUGACAGACAAGCCAGACUCUUCCCUAGAAGUUGAAGACAAACUUUCCAGCCCUACCCAGACGGCCGAGGUUCACCCAGUGUCUGCAAAGCAGAGUAUUGCUAACUUCCUUUCUCGUCCCACUGAAGGCGUGCAAGCCUUAGUCGGUGGUUACAUUGGUGGACUUGUACCCAAAUUAAAGUCUGAUCCCAAGAGUCAGCCUGAAGAACAGGAAGAGCCUGCUAAAACUGAGCAAGCUGUCAGCAAAGACAAGAAGGCAGAGGAGAAAAAGCGUGUGUUACUUCAACGAGAAAAGAUCAUUGCAAGAGUGAGUAUUGAUAACAGAACUCGAGCCUUAGUUCAGGCCUUAAGAAGAACAACUGACCCAAAGCUCUGUAUUACUAGGGUGGAAGAACUGACUUUUCAUCUUCUAGAAUUUCCUGAAGGAAAAGGAGUGGCUGUCAAGGAAAAAAUUAUUCCAUAUUUAUUACGGCUGAGACAAAUUAAGGAUGAAACUCUUCAGGCUGCAGUUAGAGAAAUUUUGGCCUUAAUUGGUUAUGUAGAUCCAGUGAAAGGCAGAGGAAUCCGCAUCCUUACGAUUGAUGGUGGAGGAACAAGAGGUGUGGUUGCUCUUCAGACUCUGCGGAAGUUGGUUGAACUUACUCAGAAGCCGAUUCAUCAGCUCUUUGAUUACAUCUGUGGUGUAAGCACAGGGGCCAUAUUAGCAUUUAUGCUGGGAUUGUUUCACAUGCCACUGGAUGAAUGUGAGGAACUCUAUCGAAAGUUGGGCUCAGAUGUGUUCACACAGAAUGUCAUUGUCGGGACCGUCAAAAUGAGUUGGAGCCAUGCAUUUUAUGACAGUCAUACGUGGGAAAAGAUCCUUAAGGAUAGAAUUGGAUCUGCACUAAUGAUUGAAACAGCGAGAGACCCUGAAUGUCCUAAGGUAGCUGCUAUAAGUACCAUAGUAAACAGAGGACAAACACCAAAAGCUUUUGUGUUCAGAAACUAUGGUCAUUUUCCUGGCACCAACUCUCACUAUUUAGGAGGCUGUCAGUACAAAAUGUGGCAGGCCAUUAGAGCCUCAUCGGCUGCUCCAGGCUACUUUGCAGAAUACGCACUGGGGAAUGACCUUCAUCAAGAUGGAGGUUUGCUUCUGAAUAAUCCUUCCGCCUUGGCCCUGCAUGAAUGUAAAUGUAUCUGGCCAGAUACCCCACUAGAGUGUAUAGUAUCCCUGGGCACAGGACGGUAUGAGAGUGAUGUGAGGAAUACCUCAACAUACACAAGCCUGAAGACCAAGCUCUCUAACGUUAUCAGCAGUGCUACAGACACAGAGGAAGUCCAUAUAAUGCUUGAUGGCCUGUUACCUCCUGACACGUACUUUAGAUUUAAUCCUGUGAUCUGUGAAAACAUACCCCUAGAUGAGAGCCGAGAUGAAAAGCUGGACCAGCUUCAGCUGGAAGGAAUGAAGUACAUAGAAAGAAAUGAUCAAAAGAUGAAAAAAGUUGCAAAAAUAUUAAGUCGAGAAAAAACAACUCUUCAGAAGAUCAAUGAUUGGAUAAAAUUAAAAAGUGACAUGUAUGAAGGUCUUCCAUUUUUUUCAAAAUUGUGAGUAGGGUGUACAUGUGUUCUCAUAAAUGAAGGCCAUCUAAAGAUCCACCAAUUUAGAGAGGAGCAGUGUGCUUCAACAUGAAUUUUCUGUAGGACACUUAGUGAAAUUAUCCCUGAAUCAGAUAAUGCUUUGAACAGCUCCAACUCACAGAAGAUAUGAUUGGUAACAGAAGUUAUAUGGGAAUUAGGUAUUUAAGAUGUUCAUAACCUUUAGGCAUUUUAUUACUAUGCUAGUUGGCUUUAGUAUCUAUUGGUCUUAAAUUGUUUACUGUUUGAAAAUGUAUUAAUAUAUGUGCCAAACAAGAAAUGGGGAAUGUUAUACUUUAUGCUUUACUUUUAGUCAUUUUCAAUCAUGUGGAAUUUGUGUGAUUGUUGAUUUUUCUUUCAUGUCAAAAAGGUGACUUCUCUUUACAUUUACACUACUUAGCAUUUCACUAGGUGCACCCACAAUCCAUGUGUUACCUUUUACUGUAAUAAUCAUUGAAAAAUAUAUAGGAAAUGAGAUUUUCUUUAUUAAAGUAUAUUUAUGUUUGAAAUAUAAAAAAACUGGAUACAGUUUUCUAUUCAAAAAAAUUGAUGAAUCUCCAGUGAGCUAACUUUUUCUUGAGAUUUCAAGAUAAUGUUCACUUUUGUAGAUCGAAUGCUAUCUUAUCAUUUACUGUUACAGAAUUAAUUAUUCAAUUUUAAUAUUCUUAUCAUUAACAAAAAUAAAUUAUUGAAGUGACCAAUUGUUCAAGGCUAAUGCCAUUUUAAAGUUUUUUUAUUGCUCAUAAUGAUUGCCUGGUUUCUUGUAUCAUUUAUGGUGAAAUGUUUGUCUAGUUAGAUUUACAGAAGUUAAACAUGUUGGUGUAUGUCAAAUAAUCUUCACUGUAUUAUUUCCCUUGUAAAUCUUUAUAUUGAAUUGAAAUUGUUUUAUGAAAAAUGAAACCAAGUUUAUAUACUUUGCUUAGUACACAUGAACAAACAGUGCUGUCUGUGUGGUCAUAGUGUCUGCAGUGCUGUAUGACCGAAGCGAUGAGAUGGGGGAGAGCUGUGGAGUGGCUGAGACUGUGGGUGUUGGUUGGCUGAAUAGCCAGCCUCUGGGCAUGACCUUGACGGCAGUGGACAGCUUGUAAGAUUCAGCUCUUCCACUUGUAAAAGUAGGAAAGCUAGCUGUCAAAUUUCGUGUCUUCAUAUUUAUUUUUUAAGAACAAGAUAAAUAAGUUUUUGGUUAUUUCAGAAGAUGGUUUAAACACUCCUCUUUAGCCUUUAAAUACAAAUAAACUUUUAUGUAACUAGACUGACUUACUAGUAUAAGAAAAAUAAAAACUAACGGGAAUCUGCAUAUUCUGAGGAUUCUCUGUAAUAGGAUAAGGUACUGCAUGGCCCAUAUAAGUGUGUCUCUUGUCCUCAACUGGUAUAGUUCAUGCUUUGCCACUUAAAUCCACUCUUCCUGGUUUGUACUUUGCUAGUCAUUUGCUAAGGGUACUUGGGCCACAGUAUUUUUGUUAAGCCACAUAUAUUGGGUGCUACUUAUGAACUUGUAACAAAGUAUAGCCAUCUGUGUGGUAUGCAGGUUUUUGUUUAUUCUCGUCUUCAUUGGUACCUGAUCCUGGUUGUACAAAGAACUGAGUAAGUCCCUGGGACAACCUCCAUUUUAUAAAGAAGGAAGUGUUCUCUGCCCAAAUAUCAUUCUAUUUUUUUUUUUUAUUUUGGUGUUUUUUUCAAGACAGGAUUUUUCUGUAUAGCCCUGGCUGUCCUGGAACUCACUCUGUAGACCAGGCUGGCCUUCAAGUCAGAAAUUGACCUGCCUCUGCCUCCCAGAGUGCUAGGAUUACAGGUGUGUACCACCACCGCAUGAGGAAAGAAGGAGAAGAUUAGUUAUAACCUAUAGGAAGUAUCCCAUCAGCAUCAGUUGGCAGUAGUUUGACUCAGCAUAGCAAAUGUGUGCAUGCUUAGUACAUAUGAGCAAGCCUGAGGUGAGUAUUGUUGGAGUCUUAGAAAAAGCUUUGCAAGGUACCAGGACUCAGAAAGGCAGAGAACUAGGACCCUUGCACACUCUGAUCAGACACUGUCUUUUAAUGAAACACCAUCGCCCAGCAAGCAUAAUAAAUUUCUUCUACAGGAAAUUGAAGCUGUAGGAUGACCUCAGAUACAGGUUAUGGAAGUAAAUAUGGAUAAUGUGUGUAGUUGGUGAGGAAAUGUUCUUAUCUCAGUUCAUGACACCUCAGUCUUUAUGACUUUAGAGCUUUUUGCAAAAGCAAAUUGUCCCAGUGUUCAGUUUGGUCACUGUAUCUUGGGUCUUUGCUUUAGUUACCCUGGGCUUUGUGGUUCUGUAUUGUACUCUACUGAUCCACACCUCUAAAAGGACUCAGAAAUCCAUGGUGAGGGGGCCAGAGGAGAGGAGGCCUGAGCUUUCCUAUCCAGUUCACCAGCAUUGCAGUCUUUCAGAAGAUGCUUCCUGUCCAGAGAAUGGCCAUAAUAAAUUUCUUUUUUCUUUCUUUUUUUUUUCUUUUUUUUUUCUUUUUUUUUUUUUUUUUUGGAUUUGUUUUUUCAAGACAGGGUUUCUCUGUAUACCUGUCCUGGAACUCACUCUGUACACCAGGCUGGCCUCGAACUCAAGAAGUCUGCCUGCCUCUGCCUCCCCAGAGUGCUGGGAUUACAGGCGUGCACCACCACCAUGCUGCGGACAUAAUAAAUUUCUUGUACAGGAAAUUGAAGCUGUCCUCUGGGCAGUUAGGAUACAUAAUCCAUUUGGAAAAUUCCAUAGUUGGUCCCAUCCCAACGAAUUCUUUUCACAUUCAUGGCUCUGUGUUCUUUUUCUGUUAUCGUUUCUUGCCAAGUUUAAAUACAACAAAACUGUUCUUUAA